AUGGACCGGAUUUUGGAGGUGCCAGGCAUAUUGACCGCUUCACGUUGUACAGUGAAGAACAGAGACGGCAGAGAAGAACAAUCCCCAUACAAAGCACUCUUUGGUGUUGAGGCCAGAGUAGGUCUACGCUCAACUGCAUUUCCAGAAGAAGUUUUGAAGAUAAUGAUAACUGAAGAGGAUUUAGUUGGAGCUUACAAGGGCUCUGCCUACCCAGAAAGUCCACCCUGUGGCCAGAAUCAUCAAGGAAGACUUCAUAAGCUCCAAGAAGACAUAGCACUUCAACGGUCCAAAACAGCAGCUGGUCAGUUAGCUCAAGCUGAGCGCACGGUCAAACGUAGUCGUGUAGAAUAUGUCCCAGGUAAUCCAGGAGAUAACGUGACAAUUCCCAUCCCGUUAGUUGAUCGAAGAAAAGGUGUUCCACGAAAUGUUAUCGGUGUUAUCUUAGAUCGUAACGAAAAUGACAUGUAUCGAAUAGGCGUGAGAGAUGCAAUACUCAAGGGGCGCUACAGUAGGGGCCAGUUUGAUAUUUGCAGCCAGCAACUGUAUAGUAUUGGUGAAGUGAGUGCAGACAAGGAGGUAGGACUACGUCAUGCAGUACAGCAAUCAUCUAGGUUUGGUGGUCAAGGUUAUGCUAAGUGCAACUGUACUGUAGGCAAGAAACAGUGUCAAACAAAUCGCUGUAAAUGUUACAAAGAAGGUUACAAGUGCAAUAGUCGGUACCACUCUGGCUUGAAUUGUAAGAAUAAAAACUGA
This is a messenger RNA of Macrobrachium nipponense, 753 nucleotides long. RefSeq lists its product as uncharacterized. The record is from RefSeq and is a predicted model, not a curated record. The transcript has 2 exons. Bases 1 to 753 code for a protein of 250 amino acids. NCBI's taxonomy places the organism in Eukaryota, Metazoa, Arthropoda, Malacostraca, Decapoda, Palaemonidae.